This is a messenger RNA of Poeciliopsis prolifica (blackstripe livebearer), 1601 nucleotides long. RefSeq names its product transmembrane protein 182-like. The coding region runs from base 42 to 794 and encodes 250 amino acids. Gene Ontology annotation, cellular component: membrane. The record is from RefSeq and is a predicted model, not a curated record. Lineage: Eukaryota; Metazoa; Chordata; Actinopteri; Cyprinodontiformes; Poeciliidae. The transcript has 5 exons.
ACCUGAGUUCUUCAGAAGACGGACAAAGAAAGUUUCGGAACAUGAAAAUAGGAGCUGCAGCUUUGGCCGGGGGGACUUUUGGGCUGGUGGGCACCCUCUGUUUCCUCGUGGCCUUCAGUACAGACUACUGGCUGGUAGCCGUAGACGACUGUGAGUUUCACGAGCCCACCACACCCCACCCGACACGGAGCAAAGACGCAAACAGGACAAAGACGCAGCCACACGUAGCCGUCACUGUUGCUCCUUCGAGGCUCACUCUGCACCACGAGGGGUUUUUCAGGCGCUGUGGGUUUUAUGUGGAGCCCUCGGCGCCGCCGCUCCUGGCCGCAUUCGCCACAACCCCGCUGGAGGGCAAGACGUGUUUCCGUGGUUAUCUCUUCCCGCUGCCGGUCCCACUGGGAUUCGUUCCUCGGACAGUUUAUGAUGUUACUGCAGUGUUCCGAGGGUUCUGGACCGCCCUGAUGGUGUUCGGGCUGCUCUCGGCUCUGACCGGAGGCCUGCUGCUGCUCUGUGGCGUUCCCUUCACCAGCAGCAAACUGUACCGGCUGGGCGGGGCGUUCCUCAUCGCAGCCGCCGGCCUGCUCCUGCUCCUGCUGCUGUUCUUCGUGCUCUGGAUGGAGGCGGCGGACGUGGGGAGCUACGUCCUUCAGGAGAACGGGGAAGAGUGUCCGGACGCUGUGGUCUCCGUGCAUUACGGCCUCUCCUUCCUGGCGGCCGCCGCCGGCGUCCCCCUGGAGGUCCUGUCCGGGCUGCUCUUCCUGCUGGCGGGCCGCGCGCUGCGCGCCGCCAGAUGAGCCGAAGACACGGCUCAUCGGGGGGAGGGGGUCUGGGGUCAACGUUUCUCAGGAAGUGGAAGGGAGAUGAUAUAUACGGUUUUAUAUUUGUUAAUGUUUCACAAAUAAGUGCCAGUCUGUGUUACUCCUCAACAAAAUCCACUAUGACCACUUUCAUCCGGAAGUCACUUCAUUUGUUAUAAGUGUUUAAAUUAAACCUCAGUAGAAAUAUAAUAUGUGCUGCGAUAUAGUCUAUUUUGUAAUUAUUUUUUGUCUUUUCUUGUUCAUAUAUAUUUUUUUCAUUAGAAACAGAAAACAUUGAAGAAAAAUGCAGCUUGAAGUCGCUUGAAGCUUCUGUUGUCAUAAAUGGAGAGAAAUCUUGUUCUUAAAGGGAUAGCUCGGGGUUUUCAAAGUGCAGAUGGGUUGAUGAGCAGUUAGUUUCCUACCUGCAGUAGAAAACUCUUGGUGUUUUAUUUCAUAUAAAUACAGAUUAAGUUUCCUGAGACGCGUGAAAACCUCGGCGUGUUUCUCUUCUCCGAUCUCAGGAGACUCACAGUGAUUCAUGCAAACAUCAUUUUGAGAAACAAAAUCAAACUGCUGUCAUGUUUGCAUUAUGCAGGUAUGAAGGCGAUGGUGGACCUCAGGGACUGAGCUUCGGCACCCUGGCGUAGAGCUCUUUCACUUAGACGUGUUUUUUUUAGGUUCUUGCUUUAGUUUUUCUCGACUCCCUUGAUCUUCUUGGUUAGCUCACUUUAUGAAACUGAGUAAAGUUUAUUUAUGUUUUAAACAUUUUUUUGUCAAUAAAAUCAACCUUUGACUUCAACAUCA